This is a messenger RNA of Calypte anna (Anna's hummingbird), 495 nucleotides long. It is a transcript of the gene BGLAP, whose product is annotated as bone gamma-carboxyglutamate protein. The coding region runs from base 169 to 477 and encodes 102 amino acids. Gene Ontology annotation, biological process: bone development; regulation of bone mineralization; osteoblast differentiation. Gene Ontology annotation, cellular component: extracellular region. The record is from RefSeq and is a predicted model, not a curated record. Gene Ontology annotation, molecular function: calcium ion binding; hydroxyapatite binding; structural constituent of bone. NCBI's taxonomy places the organism in Eukaryota, Metazoa, Chordata, Aves, Apodiformes, Trochilidae. The transcript is spliced from 4 exons.
GGGUCCCUCCCUGUGGUUCUGGGAAUUGAUCCCAAAAAACCCACAAAUUGCUGGAGGGGAGGAAGUGCUGGAAAUAAAUCCCAGGGGCUCCUCCUGGUCCCGUGGAUCCCGGGACCAUAAAAGGAUCCAAGGAGCUCCAGGAACCCAAACCCAUCCCAAGGAGGCACCAUGAGGGUUCUGGUUCUGCUGCCCCUCCUGGUCCUGCUCGGCUUCAGUUUCUGCUGCUGCAGAGCCGCCGACAGCUCCAGCACUGCCGAGGACCCUCCCGGCCCCGAGGCUUUCAUCUCCAGACGGGCCAGUGCCGAGGCGGUGCUGAGACAGAAGAGGAAUUACAUCCAGGAUGGCGGUACUUUCGGUACUGGUCCGGACCCUCUGGAAGUUCGGCGCGAGGUCUGUGAGCUGAACCCCUCCUGUGAUGAACUCGGGGACCGGAUCGGGUUCCCAGCCGCUUAUCAGCGAUUUUAUGGCCCCCUCUGAACCCCAAAAACCCCACUG